Molecule: messenger RNA, 1149 nt
Organism: Acanthosepion pharaonis
Lineage: Eukaryota; Metazoa; Mollusca; Cephalopoda; Sepiida; Sepiidae
Source: the annotation of a GenBank genome assembly
AUGUCCGGAUGCCAGCGUUUAAUCUCGUCUUCACUAAUUGUCGCUCGGCUUCAUUGCUUUCUUGGUUUUGCCUUUCCUGCCUUUUAUCUGAUUUCCCCCUCCUCUCUUUGCUCGGCGCUUUUCAACUCUUUCUUUCCGCCUUAUCAUACAUUUCAAACAAAUAAAUCCUAUUUUGAAUAUAUUAUCUUUUGUUUGUUUCUCUUUCACUCACUCUCUCUAUCUCUUUCUAUUUAUCUAUCUAUCUAUUCCCCCUCUUCAUUAUUCUUUAAUUUCUUGCCGCUUUACUUUUAUUCUUCUUACACAUUCUUUUUUCUUUCUUUCGUUCUUUCUUUCUUUUUCCAUCUCAACAUUACUUUCCUAAGCCAUCCCUCUUCUUUUCUUCCACAUUUCUCUUGUCUCUUCUUCUUCUUCUAUUUUUCAUUAUUAGCUUCCUCUCCCUUCCUUUUCCUUACCCUCGUUCCUUAUUUCCAACCUUUUUUUUCUUUCACUUUCCUUUCUAUUUAUAUUCAUUCAUCCUUUCUUCUCUCCUUCUCCAUUCCCCCUCCCCCCUCCCCCAUCUUUUUCUACUCUUCUUUUGCUCAUUUAACUUUCUUUCAAAGUUUCCUCUCGCUAACUCUCCUCCUAUGUUUUUUCUGCCUUUGUCUCUGUCACAUUUUCUUUGUUAACUAUCUUUCGAUUUCUUUUAAUCUUUUUUUCUUCCUUCUCUUUUGUUAUUUUUUUUCUCUCUCUCUCUCUCUCUCUCAUACACACACAUACACACACACACGUACGCGACCGCCAUUUCUAUCUUUCCUGUCUGCUUCCUUCUCUUCAUCUUCCUUUGUUUCUUUUUUUAUUCAUUCUCUCUCACACGCGCCCAGUUUGUUUCUUUCUUUUUCUGUUUCUUUCUUUUUCUGUUUCUUUCUUUUUCUGUUUCUUUCUUUUUCUGUUUCUUUUCACCCUCAUUCUCGUCCUCUCUUGUUUUUCUUUUCUCGCUUUCCCCUCACACAAACAUUAUACUGGCACACACCGUUUGCCCCUUUCUCUUACUUUAUUUCUCCUUUCUUUUUUCACUUUUUCUUCCAUCUCCCAACAUCCCCCCCUCUCUCUCUCUCUUAUCUCGUGAAACUUUCUGCCACUUACUCUCUCUCUCUCUCACAGACACACUAA